Molecule: messenger RNA, 459 nt
Organism: Acanthosepion pharaonis
Lineage: Eukaryota; Metazoa; Mollusca; Cephalopoda; Sepiida; Sepiidae
Source: the annotation of a GenBank genome assembly
AUGUUGGCUUUUGAUUUCUUCCAAACGACAGUUGUCCGCCGUAUCGGCCAUCCUUACCAGAACCGGACACCGCCAAAACGAAAGAAACCACGCACCUCGUUUUCCCGCUCUCAAAUCAUGGAGUUAGAAAAAAGAUUUCACCGCCAAAAAUACUUGGCUUCAGCCGAACGCUCAGCUCUGGCCAAAGCCCUCAAAAUGACUGAUGCACAGGUGAAAACGUGGUUCCAGAACAGAAGAACCAAGUGGAGGCGGCAGACGGCAGAAGAACGCGAAGCCGAGCGGCAGGCAGCAAACCGAUUUCUGAUGUCACUCCAGGCUGAAGCAUCGAAGACAAUAUACGACACUCGUGAUCCACUAUGCAUGGCGAAUUCUUCGCUACAUGCUCUGCAGAAUCUUCAGCCAUGGAGUGAAGACGACGAUCGCAGCCGCGACAACACCCUUCAAGCUGCAGCGAGUUAA